AUGGAGGCCCGGGCGCUGCUCGCAUUGGUCGCGGCGGUCAGCUCCGCCGCCAACUUGGCUUCUGCAAACCUCGCCCUCGCAGGUCCAUACACUAUAGACAUAUUAGAGCUUGGCGCCUGCGAUGAUGGGGAAUACCCAGGCAUUUUGGUCAACAUUUCACAGACUGUAGACGAGGAAACCAAGGAAACCACGUACAAAGGAAGCCUCACUUUGUACUACGACAUUUUUGCGGACGACUUUGAGAUGGAGGUGACGACAUACAAAUGGGGCAGUACUGGUGGAUGGAAUUUUGACUACCGCCUGCAAUUCUCCAAACCAUUCGAAUACCUGAAGACUAACUUGCCCAAUGUCUUUGAAUAUACUUUUGAGAAAAUAGGUAUCAAACAGAAGCCAGUGUCUCCGGCAAGUAUUACAGCAGUACACUGA
This is a messenger RNA of Schistocerca nitens (vagrant locust), 426 nucleotides long. RefSeq lists its product as uncharacterized. Lineage: Eukaryota; Metazoa; Arthropoda; Insecta; Orthoptera; Acrididae. Bases 1 to 426 code for a protein of 141 amino acids. The record is from RefSeq and is a predicted model, not a curated record. The transcript has 3 exons.